This is a messenger RNA of Leptomonas pyrrhocoris, 2465 nucleotides long. RefSeq lists its product as hypothetical. The coding region runs from base 201 to 2465 and encodes 754 amino acids. NCBI's taxonomy places the organism in Eukaryota, Euglenozoa, Kinetoplastea, Trypanosomatida, Trypanosomatidae. The transcript has a single exon. The record is from RefSeq and is a predicted model, not a curated record.
AGUACAUAUAUGCAAACACCGACCACGGCAUCUGUGUAGCCCGAACACUCGAACCUUGUAGGCAGGAGAAGGGUUGCGCAGCGGCCAGACAGGCAAACACACGUAACCUGCUUGUAAGGGAAAGUCCCCUUGAAAUGCACUGAGCGUCGUGGCUUCUUCUUCUUUAUUCUUAUUAUUAUCUUUUAAUAGUUCCCUGCACAAUGCCGCCGGCCGGGUCUGGGUACACCUUUGCGGACUUUCUGCAGCGGCUGGAGCGGAGCCCCAUUGCCCACAUGUCCCCGCUUUAUCACGAGCACCGACUCCUCUUCGUAAAUCGACCCGACAUGCUUUCGAGAGCGGUGCUCUCCAUUUCGUGGGAGCGUGGAGUUGCGCUGAUGGACGCCGCGUACUACACGCAGCCGGUGGCGGUCGAGACGUACCGCGCGCUGCUGGCACGGAUGCUGCGCCACAACCGCCACGUCGAAAAGAGCGGGGCGGGGAAGCUCGUGAGCUGGCAAGCCGCGAUGAAGGUGAUGAACGAAGCGGUCCUCACACACGGCACGUCGCUGCCGACGCGUGUGACCGUCUCCACCCUCCGCCUGCUCGCCCCACAUCGUCAGUGGAAGACCGCCAUCGAUCUACUGAAGCUAAGCCAAGCGAAUGGGCAGCUGACGAAGCCGAUGCUGCUCGAUGCGGCACACGCCUGUGCCACUUCCACCGCGUGGCCGGAAGCCCUGAAGCUGCUGAUGCACCUACACAAGCAGGAGCCACCGCUGCUGCGCGACGCCAUUCAAAGCAUGCGUCCACCUGGCUCCACCGCCUUCACCUCCUUCACGGCAGCUCAGGCGCUUCUCCCCCCUACGCAGGACAGCCCCGCCGGUCCAACACCGGCGCAGCAACACAUUUUGGAGGUGCUGAACAGCGUCGUGGGAAGCGUACCGCACCAGGUGGCGCUGCACGACCCGCUCUGUUCUUCCUACCUGACGCACCUGCUGGCGAGCACGACGCUCAGCGCGGAGUUAAAAGUGAAGCGCGCCACAUCCGCCUUGGCGCGGCUCCCGUGGACGGUGGCGCUGCAGCUUCUGAGCGACGUCAGCGAGCCGGUGUUGCUGACGGACGCGGAGUGGCAGAGGGUGCAGGAGACUGCUUUGCUCGCCGGCCAAGGCAACCGUCGCCUUGCGAAAGCUGCUAGGAGCGGUAAGCGAAGAAAAGGGAAAGGACUGAAGGAAAAGAAUACGAAUUGUGCAGACUCCGUGACGAGAGAGGAUGUAGACGAAGCAGAUGCUGCUGUGCGGGGUGCGGCAGAAGGUGACACCGCGCGUGGUGGAAGACGAAGUGAAGCGGUCUCGGACGACACCGCCUCCGCGUCGGCCACCACGGCCAUCACGCCUGCAACGACCGCUCUGUUUUCUCGCCUGCAGCUGCUUCGCACAUCGCCGCUAACGUGCGCCGCCAUGAUCGCAGUGAUGAUCGACAAACUGCCGACGCCUGAGAUGGCGGUGUCUUUCAUUCGCUGCUGCGCCGCGCAGCUUGCCCAAUCGAGCACCGCGCCAUCGCCUGCUUCGCCGCUGCACCUCAACGCAGACGUUGGCCCAGCAGGAGAGGCCGCAGCUCUCCCGAGUGCUAGUGCUGCCGGAUCGGUGGCGGCCACGCGGCAUCCAGUCGUGGUAUGCGCGCUGCUCCGCAACUGCGCGCGGCACGACACAGGGUGGUCCAUUGCUGCCAAUGUGCUGCUCGAGCACAGCGGCGCACAGGUGCCCACGCCGACGGAAUUGCUGAGUACCAUAGUGCAUCAGCUGCGACAGGCAAAGAAAGUUUCGCUCGUCGUGCGACUGCUGCACCAGCACGUCAUCCCCUCUGGCAGUUUGUUGACGGCGCGUGCAUGGGAAGAUGUGCUGGAGUGCGCGCUGGCACACAACCGCGUACUGCAGUUGCGGUCGGCGGAGGGGAACGCGAAGACGGACGGUAGCGACGAGCACGUGCUGCGCUACAGCGGAAAUAGCGUCACUCGUCGACAGCCGCACCGUGGCUCCGCGCUGAGCGCAUCCGGGUUGUCUGGUGUGCACUGGGUGUCGGCGCUGAGUUGGGUGUUGGACCGCCAGGCGCCUCCGCAUGAGGCGCGCAUUGUGAAGACCGGCACGGGUCCCUCGCCUGGCGCCAUACCGCGGCACCCGACGGCGCACGAACGUCUGGAGCAGCCCCUCACCCCCAAGAUGUUGAGCCUGCUCAUCAACAUAUGCGUGCAGGGGGGAAGCCCGCAGGGCGCGCUGCACGCGAUGAGCUACGCACGCCGAGUGGACAAAAUGGAGCUUCCCCACACGGCGCAGAUACGCGCGCUGCUGUUCUGCGUGCAGCACAACCGCCCUUUGGAGGCGGAGGCCAUUGUGGCGCAGUUGGCAAAGAAGGAGGGCGAGGAAGCGGCACAGCCUCUUCAGCAUCUGUUGAGGAUCGUAGGCGAGCGCCAGCAGGGCAACGAGUCGUCGUGA